Molecule: messenger RNA, 2480 nt
Organism: Peromyscus maniculatus bairdii (prairie deer mouse)
Lineage: Eukaryota; Metazoa; Chordata; Mammalia; Rodentia; Cricetidae
Gene: Folh1
Product: folate hydrolase 1
Cellular component (GO): plasma membrane
Molecular function (GO): carboxypeptidase activity
Source: RefSeq, a predicted model, not a curated record
UACUCCUCUUCCCCAGGGCAGUAGUGGGAGGAAAUUUUGGCCAGCAGAGGCGCUGCUACGGGGCCACAGGAGACCUGAGGGGCAAGGAAGACCAGAGUUGCUUGAGAUGUGGAAUCCGCUGCAGGACAGUGACUCUGUGCUGGGCCCUGGACGCCGCCAGCGCUGGCUUUGCGUCGGAACACUGGUGCUGGCUUUCUCCGGAAUCUUCAUCAUUGGCUUCGUCUUUGGGUGGUUUAUAAAAUCUUCCAGUGAGUCAACUAAUAUUGUUCCCCAUCCUGGCAUGAAGAAGGCAUUUUUGCAUGAAUUGAAGGCUGAGAACAUCAAAACAUUUUUAUAUAAUUUCACACGGACACCACACUUGGCAGGAACAGUACAGAAUUUUGAGCUUGCAAAGCAAAUUCAUGCCCAGUGGAAAGAAUUUGGCCUGGAUUCGGUUGAGUUGUCCCAUUAUGAUGUGCUGUUAUCCUACCCAAAUAAGACUCAACCCAACUACAUCUCAAUAAUUGAUGAAGAUGGAAAUGAGAUUUUCAACACGUCAUUAUCUGAACUGCCACCUCCAGGAUAUGAGAACAUCUCAGAUGUAGUGCCACCUUUCAGUGCCUUCUCUCCACCAGGGAUGCCAGAGGGGGAUCUAGUGUAUGUUAACUAUGCACGAACUGAAGACUUCUUUAAACUGGAACGGGACAUGAAGAUUAAUUGUUCUGGAAAGAUUGUGAUCGCCAGAUAUGGGAAAGUGUUCAGAGGAAAUAAGGUUAAAAAUGCUCAACUGGCAGGUGCGAAAGGUGUCAUUCUGUACUCAGAUCCUGCUGACUACUUUGUUCCUGGGGUGAAGUCUUUUCCAGAGGGCUGGAACCUCCCUGGAGGUGGUGUCCAGCGUGGGAAUGUCUUAAAUCUUAAUGGUGCAGGUGACCCCCUCACACCAGGUUAUCCAGCCAAUGAAUAUGCUUACAGGCGUGAGUUGACAGAGGCUGUUGGACUUCCAAGUAUUCCUGUCCAUCCAAUUGGAUAUGAUGAUGCACAGAAACUCCUAGAACACAUGGGUGGCCCAGCACCCCCUGACAGCAGCUGGAAGGGAGGGCUCAAAGUGCCUUACAAUGUGGGACCUGGCUUUGCUGGAAACUUUUCAACACAAAAAGUCAAGCUUCACAUACACUCCUACAGUAAAGUGACAAGAAUCUAUAAUGUCAUUGGCACCCUCAAAGGAGCUGUGGAACCAGACAGAUAUGUCAUUCUUGGAGGUCACCGAGAUGCCUGGGUCUUUGGUGGAAUUGACCCUCAGAGUGGAGCAGCUGUUGUUAAUGAAAUUGUGAGGAGCUUUGGAACACUGAAGAAGGAAGGAUGGAGGCCCAGAAGAACGAUUCUGUUUGCAAGUUGGGAUGCAGAAGAAUUUGGCCUUCUUGGUUCUACUGAGUGGGCAGAGGAACAUUCCAGACUCCUCCAAGAACGUGGUGUGGCUUAUAUUAAUGCUGACUCUUCCAUAGAAGGAAACUAUACUCUAAGAGUCGAUUGCACACCACUGAUGCACAGCUUAGUGUACAACCUAACAAAAGAGCUGCAAAGCCCGGAUGAAGGCUUUGAAGACAAAUCUCUUUAUGACAGCUGGAGAGAAAGGAGUCCUUCACCAGAAUUCAGUGGAAUGCCCAGGAUUAGCAAGCUGGGGUCUGGCAAUGAUUUUGAAGUGUUUUUCCAAAGACUUGGAAUUGCUUCAGGCAGAGCACGAUACACUAAAAAUUGGAAAACAAACAAAGUCAGAAGCUAUCCACUCUAUCACAGUGUUUAUGAAACAUAUGAGUUGGUGGAAAAAUUUUAUGAUCCAACAUUUAAAUAUCACCUCACUGUGGCCCAGGUUCGAGGAGGGCUGGUGUUUGAACUGGCCAAUUCUUUAGUGCUUCCCUUUGACUGUCAAGAUUAUGCUGUAGCUCUGAAAAGGCAUGCUGAAAACAUCUACAACAUUUCAAUGAAGCAUCCACAAGAGAUGAAGAAAUAUAUGGUAUCAUUUGAUUCACUGUUUUCUGCAGUAAACAAUUUUACAGAGAUUACAUCUGAAUUCAACAAGAAACUUCAAGACUUAGACAAAAGCAACCCUAUAUCACUGAGAAUUAUGAAUGACCAGCUGAUGUAUCUGGAACGUGCCUUCAUUGAUCCUUUAGGGUUACCAGGCAGGCCUUUCUACAGGCAUAUCAUCUAUGCUCCAAGCAGCCACAACAAAUAUGCAGGAGAGUCAUUCCCAGGGAUUUAUGAUGCCCUUUUUGAUAUUGAUAGCAAAGUGGAUCCUUCCAAGGCCUGGAGAGAAGUGAAGAGACAGAUUUCUAUUGCAGCCUUCACAGUGCAAGCUGCAGCAGAGACUUUGAGAGAAGUAGCCUAAGGGUACUUCAGGGAAUCCAUUUUGGGUAGGGAUGAUAUUAUUGGGAGGACCUGCAUAGAAAAAUAAAUGUUUGGUAUUUUAUGAUUAUGGGUAAUAGCUGUAUGUAUGUAUGUGC